Messenger RNA from Caenorhabditis auriculariae, 3498 nucleotides. NCBI's taxonomy places the organism in Eukaryota, Metazoa, Nematoda, Chromadorea, Rhabditida, Rhabditidae. The record is from the annotation of a GenBank genome assembly.
AUGUUCCUAGCCUUCAUAGGUCUCUAACUGUUAUUGGUACUGGAGUCGUUUUUCAGAAAGCAGAUCUCAAAUUUUUCUUCAACUAGAGGCAAUUCUCAACAUAAGACUUUUUCAGACAAUCAGAACCCGUGCUUGAGACAACACCUGGCGCUACUAUCCGCGCACUUGCUCGUGCUACAAGGUAGGAAUAAAGAUUUUCCUGAGAAAUCAAACUUUUUAUAAUCACCGUUUCUAGAUCGGAAUGCCAGCUAACUUCGAAGACAUUUUCGUAGAAUAUUCUCUGUUCAAUUUUUAAAAAGCUCCCAAAUUUUUAAUAAACCUUACUCUUUUACUCUACCAGGUAGUUUUCCUUAAUUAGAUAUUUUUACCUUGAAAUUUCCAGCUUUGAUUCCAAAAGCCUUUAUCAGGUCCUUCACAUACGUCGAGCUCAAAUUUUUCGUUUUUCAUCAGAUCUCUCAGAUUCUCAACUCUACCUACUUCGAACAAGCUCAAGAAGACUGCUCAAAUCUCUUCCCGGGCAGUAACCUCGUCUCUAUUCACAGCGAUUCUGAGGCGAUCUUCGUCAGUGGUAUGUAUGGUUUAUACAUCAAUUUUUUGAGGACUUCAAGCUCAGCUUUAUCCUUCAAUCACUCCAAGACAUUUGAACCUUCCUAACUAUCAAAUUGAUGUUUUCUUUCUUAAAAAAAAAUUAUCUCAAGAACUUUCCGACUUCUUGUAUUUUAAAAAAUUUUCUGGCCUCUUGUCUUUCUGCUAUGACAUCUCUAUUCCUAGAACAGUUUUACAGAAGCGAUUAGGAAAUUUUGAUAAUCAUCCCUUUCAUACCAUUUUUGAUCACUCUCGCCUAUCUUCAUUUGAAAUUUCGGAACUUUCAAAUUAUCCGAAAUACAGUACUGGCCAUAAAGGUAUUUCAAAGUGGUUAUUCGAGCACAACUUCUCUGAAAGUGGCUCAAAUGACUUGAAACUUCGUACAGAUUUCAAAUAACUACACAGUACCUCUUUCCCGAAAGAAGAACUCAUUUGCCCGAGUCAGACCGGAUUUGAGAGCUAAAAACCAAAAAUCGUAAAAAUGAAGAUUUUUCUUUGGAGAUUCGAAAAAUCAUACCUUCAAAGAAACUUCGAUUUUUAAUCAGAAACUUUUCUUUACGGUAAAACAAGUCUUCGGCUUUCCAAAAAACCUAGUCAGCCCUCUACCAACCCGAUAGUAAGAGCGUAGUGAAUUUUUCUUCGGAAGACCUUUUUCGUUUUGACUCCUCGUCAUUCAAAUGGACUAUACGAGGUCAUUUUUGUUUGAGAACACCCUGUUUCAUGUUGAAAAACUUCAAAACACCCUCAAAAAUAGUUUUGCACUGUUUUCUUCAGCUUUCUCACUUUAUCCUCUCUCUAGAACUCGCUUACUUCACUAGGUCUGAUUUUGAAACCUCUGAUUCGAAGCGGUUAUGCUCAUUUUUCAAAAUCAGAACAUUCUCGAUUUCUCAUUUCAGCAAAGCUUUUUCAGAACCGUUAUGAAUUAAAAUAAAAGAAGACUCACUGUGUUUUGCUUACUUAAUCAAAAUAUAUAGUUAUAAUGAGUUUCUGAAAGAUGAUAAAAACCCCUUUUUUAUAUUUUUAAGUGUUUAAGAUCAUGAGAUAAAUUUGUAACUCCACUUUCUAGCUCUCAGUUCAAAGAUAAGCAUUGUAAAAAGUUUCUUUGAACUUUAGGGGAAAAAUAAGUUUUUGGUCUUGUGAAAUUAAUGCUUCAGCAAAAAUUAGCAGUCUUCAAAGUAGGAGCCUGCAAUUUAGCCAUUAUUUAUUUUCGAAUUCACGAUUAAAAGCAAAAUGAUCAGAUAAAAAUUGCUUUGAAUGCCCGAAAGUCCAGAGAAACUGUUCGAAUCAGAGGUUUCAAAAUCAGACCUAAAGAAGUAAGCGAGUUCUGGAGAGAAGAUAAAAUGAGAAUGCUGAAGAAAUCAGUGUAAAACUAUUUUUGAGGGUGUUUUCAAGUUUUUCAACAUGAAACAGGGUGUUCUCAAACAAAAAUGACCUCGUAUAGUCCAUUUGAAUGACGAGGAGUCAAAACGAAAAAGGCCUUCCGAAGAAAAAGUCACUACGCUCUUACUAUCGGGUUGGUAAGGGGCUGAUUAGGUUUUUUAGAAAGCCGAAGACUUGUUUCACCGGGGAAAAAAGUUUCUGAUUUAAAAUCGAAGUUUCUUCGAAGAUAUGAUUUUUCGAAUCUCAAGAGAAAAAUCUUCAUUUUUACGAUUUUUGGUUUUUAGCUCUCAAAUCCGGUCUGACUCGGGCAAAUGAGUUCUUCUUUCGGGAAAGGGUUACUGCGUAGUUAUUUGAAAUCUGUACGCAGUUUCAAGUCAUUUGAGCCACUUUCAGAGAAGUUGUGCUCGAAUAACCACUUUGAAAUACCUUUAUGGCCAGUACUGUAAUUCUAUUCUCAACUUUUCGCUACUGGUCCUUCAAUCACUUCAGAUUCUCAAGAUCUUCCAAAAUAAUUUUUUUUUCUCCUCUCUUUGAAAGCAUGAAUCUUCACUGACUUUAAUCAAUCCAGAACUUUCAAACCUUCUUUAUUUCCAGAUGGUCACAGCCGGAUCUUUUUCUCUAUCCUCACUUAAUCACCCCAGAACCUUAAAAAAAUCUGAAACUUCCGAAAUUAUCAUCUUAUUCUGCUCGGUUUGAGAGCUUAGACCUUCGUCUAUGUUCCUUUAACCACUCCAGAACCUUGAAAAGUUCUGAAACUCCUGAAAAAUUCUCCUUUCUGCUCUUUUUGAAGUCGCAGAUUUUCGUCUAUGUUACUUCAAUCACUCCAGAACCUCGAAAAAUUUGGAAACUCCCGAAUUAUUUUUUCUCUUCUGCUCGGUUUAAAGGCACAGAUCUUCGUCUAUGCUCCUUUAAUCCCUCUAGAUCAUAAAAAAAUAUCAAAUUGCACAGACAUGGUAAUCGCCGCGAUUGAAAACGACAACUGGGAAGUUCACCACGACGGCGAGGAUGAUACCAUAAUCGGCUUGUACCGUACUGAAGUUGGAGCCCCUUGGCAACAUACCGAUCAUACGCCCUACGAUUUCUUCCCCUGGAUCGCACCGGACACUUCGAUCAAUAACAACUAUGGGACGGUGGGUUAUAGAGAGGUUAUUCUAGUCUGCGGUUGAGGAUUUCUUGAAAGUCAGCCAGAAUAUUCCAGCAGUCUCAACCUUCUCAACUUUCUGGUUUUCGGACAAGGAUACCUCAAAGUCAAAGAAAGCCUUCAAUAUUCUUAAAAAAGGGUCUUUUCGUCCUUAUUACAAAAAUCUUGGAGCUUAUAAAAGCCGGGAAAAAUACAAACCAAAGGCUCAUUGUCUACAGUUACCUUAGUUUCUAACUGGAAUUCAUAAUUUUUCAAAAGAAAUUCAGAAAUUCAAACGUAAUGCUCUUUUUCAGUUGAUAACUUCGAGCGCACCGGGCUACCGAGGAUUUGGAGGCGUUUACAGUACUGAGAACUACAUUAUCCGGACAGCCGUUUGCAAAUAUCAGCUUUAA